AACAUAUUGGAACUCCGCCGGUGUCGGCCCUGUUUGUCUCGCGCCUCGGCACGCCAUGAUCGCCUAAUGGCGAACCCAUUCGCUGAGGAGGAAGCGUCAGUUGCUGAUGCUGCGCCUUCCAACCCCUUUGCACAAGAGGAGGAGCCCGCACCAGAGUCUGGUGCAAAUCCCUUCGAGGAUCAGGACGAGCCCGAAGCUGCUGCGGAUUCAGAAGCCGUGGAUCCAGAAGCUGCUGGAAAGGUAGAGGAGGAGGCUACAGCAAUUGUCAAGACGGUGAGCGGAUAUUCGGUGGAGACACAGCAGGACCGCCGCUUCCAAAACGCGGACGUUUGCGCGGUGUGCAGCGCAGCACUGGGAAAGCGCUGGAUGCGGCCCAGACAUCACUGCCGCGUGUGCAGCCAAAGUGUUUGCGCCUCAUGCUCACCCAGCACCAUACAGUUGAUGAGCGAAGGUCUUCAGAGGACUUGCAAAACAUGCAUCGAGCAGAUGCUGGAGAUGACAGAGCUGAAGGCACAGUUGGCGAGACUGGCCGAGGAUCUCAGCAGCAUGACCCGUGGUGAAAACCCAGGCGACGAGGGAGGCCGCGCUUUGAUGGCUACUUGUGAGGAGGCGGUGUCACAGCUGCUGGAUCUGCAAGCCGGGCAUCAAGCAGCCUCUACCCAGGUGGAGGUCUUGAAGCAGCAACUCCAAGAGGUGCGAGAGGCUCAAAGCAGCGCUCUUCAGGCCGCCGAGGCCCGGUGCACCGAGGAGGCCGCACAGCGCCUGGCAGCCGAGGCGGCGGCGGAGGCAGCGGCGGCCGAGCGGCAUGAGAUGGAGGCGAAGCUGCACGAGGAAGAGAAGAAGCGGAAGGCUGCAGAGGCCGAGGCACAGUCCUUCUCGGUGGACCUUCAAGAAUUGGAGGCGGAGACCCUGCGGCUCCGGGAGCUCCAGGAGAAAGCGGCCUCGGAGCGGAUGGCCUUGGAGGUGCGACUCUCUGAGAGCCUGCCCCGGCAUUUGGCUGGAACAUCGACGCCCUCCUCACACUCUGUGGCAGAACAUCUCGUACAGACUGAUCCUCCACAGCCUGACCGAAGAUGUUCAGAGAACUGCAAGAACUCUUGCUCCAUUGCUUGAGCACUCAUCAAAAAGAUCCAACCACUGGCCAUCUGAAAGUGACCGUUGUGAUUCAGUUGUGAUGCACAACAUGCGAGUUUGAUUCCA
Messenger RNA from Durusdinium trenchii, 1200 nucleotides. The record is from the annotation of a GenBank genome assembly. NCBI's taxonomy places the organism in Eukaryota, Dinophyceae, Suessiales, Symbiodiniaceae.